AGUCGUGCAACGAACGAGCUAGAAGGCGGACGUGCGGCUUUUUGGCUUAGAUCCCGGUGUUACGAAGUCCAUAACAAUGCCACAAACUAAAGAUCAAAAGAAGGAGAAAAAGAGAAUCGCAGAACGUAAAAGGAUGGAAAAUAUAAGAAAAGAUCCAGACAAGUAUGCUCUGUGGAAAUUAAAAAUGAAAGAAACAUAUUUGAAAAGAAAGAGAGAAGGUAAAAUCAUAUCAGUUCAGAAUUUGACACCGAAACAACAAAAAUUAGCUAGGAAGAAAAGCAGAGAAAGUACUCGAAGAUGGUAUGCUAAAAAGAAAUUAUUAAAAGAACGUGAUGUUCAUUCAGAAGAGGAAAUCAUUGACGAAUGUGAUCCAGCAGACGAUACCGAAAUAAAUGAUCCUUUAGAUUUGAAAUUACCAUCAUCUCCAGAAGUUUCGAUUAUACCAAGAUCUCCGGAUAUUCCCAGCUCAUCACAGGUAUUAACUCAGUUUUCACCACAUUCUGCACGUAUAACAAGAUCAACAAUAAGACAAAAGAGGACACUUGGAAUUGAUUUGAACCUAACAGAAAAUGAAACCGAUAUCUCAUCCAAUGCUGACGUCCAUUCGAGAAUAAUAUCGCCUUCACCAAAUACUUCGAUAUCAGAUUCACCAAGGACUCCCAGCCCACAAAGUAGCAUCACAUCGUCUCCACGACGUGUCGUCAGCCCAAAAGUUUAUAAAAAAGCUGCACGGGAAACACCUCUUAAAAAGAAAUCGCCUUGGAAACAUAUUUUACGAAAGUUUCAAUAUAGAUAUACUAAAGAAAUACAAUUGAAAGACCAAAAAAUUCUGGAACUUAAAAGAGUAAAUGAAAAUUACCGGAAAAAGGUAAAACGGUUAGAAAAAGAUAAACGGGUAACAGACGUGCAUAAAAGACAAAAGGAAAAUCUACCUGGGAAUGAAAAAAUACAGAUUGUUGUUGAACCCUGUGCUACCGGAAUUAAAGAAAAUGUCAUUAUGUAUUUUGAAGAAGAUGAAAACAGUAGAAUGUGCGCGGGAAAAAAAGAAUUUGUCACCAAAGGAAAAAUAAGAAAACAGAAGCGAUAUCUUAGCGACAGCUUGCAGAAUCUACAUAAAAAGUAUCUUGAAACCAAUCCUCAAUACAAAAUAAGCUACAGUGCAUUUUGCAAGCUUCGUCCAUUUUGGGUACGUGUACCAAACGUCAAUAUUCGUGAAACAUGUUUAUGUAAAGAUCAUGAAAAUAUGGAGUUGGUCGUUGUAGCCCUUCGGAAAAAUUAUCUGAUUGUGGAAAAAUCUGUAAAUGAGAUUCUACAAUCACUAUGUUGUGAUCCUAGGAAUGUUCACUGUCUGGCUAAGAAAUGUGAUAGUUGCAAAAAUAAGGCCAUUAAUUAUAAAGAAUUUGACAAUACCAAAGAAAUACAUUACUUUAUUUGGAACAAAGUAAAAAAAACUUAUAUCAAAGAUGGAAAAGAAAAAGCUACGCUUCAAACGAUUAAGGCAAAAGUUGCAGCGCAUCCCAAAGAUAUAAUCGAACAUUUCGAAAACCUGUUAGUACCUUAUAUGCGACACUGCGGAAAUAUUAUAACUCAAUAUAAUUAUACAAAAAAAUUGAAACAAAACCUGAAGCCUGAAGAAUGCAUCAUACAUUGCGAUUUUAGUGAAAACUAUAACACAAAAUAUGCCUCUGAGAUUCAGUCUUUCCACUUUGGCAGUUCCAGACAACAAGUAACAUUGCACACCUCUGUUAUUUAUUACAUUAAAGAUGGAAAACUGUGUAAGCAGUCAUACUGUACUAUCAGUGAAUGUUUGCGCCAUGAUGCCGUCGCAAUCUGGGAACAUUUACAGCCAAUUCUCCGAUUUCUUGAAAACGAGGUGCCGGACGUAACAACAUUUCAUUUUAUUUCGGAUUCACCAUCGGCGCAAUAUCGUAAUCGCAAAAUGUUUUACAUAAUGGCGAAAAUGCACUGGUAUUUUUCUAGUUUGCGAUUAUUAGUGUGGAAUUAUUCUGAAAAAGGACACGGGAAAGGGGAUCCUGAUGGUGUCGGAGCAGUUCUAAAACGAACUGCUGACCAAAUAGUUGCGAGAGGGAAUGACAUUCCAAACAUUGAAAUUCUUGUCAGACACCUAAAAGAACGCUGUCCAGGAGUUAUUAUAGAAGUCGUUUAUGAGUCGGGCAUAUUAGAGAAAGAUAUGCUGAUUCCCGAAAAUUUAAAGGAAUUCCGCGGGACCAUGAGAACACAUCAGGUUGUGUGGAGUGCCAAUCAACUUCAGACUUUAGCUAUGAGAGAACUUAGUUGUAGCUUGGACAAUUGUUCACAAGAAGCCAUUCAAUGUUCUCACGGUCAACACAUUGGUUUUUAUACCAUAGAAGACAUUAAUAAACAACAGAGUCACCACUCUGUUGUGUUAAACGUCAAAUCCGCGGAUAAAAGAAAUGUGACAUCGAAGAAAUCUACAUGCAGCUCUUUGAUCAAACGUAGCCAAAUAUCUGCUACCGAAAUUCAGACUAGAAAAGAUACGGAUACAACCCAACAAGACCUCGACCUUCCCGAUGACGACAGCUUUUGGAUGGAGACUUCGUCAAUCGAUGAAAGACUUAUAACUCCAAAAUUCACCAGAGAUGUCCUAUCGAACCUCCAUCAGAAAAGCGUAGAUGAUCGCUCAGAUUCUGACGAUGAGAAUAUUUUUGUGUUUAAAAAGCCUCAAUAUGAUAAGCGGACAAAAGAGUCUCACGGCAUUGUUGAAGAUAUGAUUAUUCCAUCUUCCUCCAAUUCAAGAUCUCGUCAACAAGAAAAAGGCUUUAUGGAUGAUAUUGAAAGCAGCUCCGUCCCUAGCCCAAAGCCAAGAAAAUAUUUCUUUUAGUACCUAUUUAACUUUGACCUUAUUACUUAUUAGUUAAUUAUACCUAGAAUCUUUAUUUCUUUGAAAGUUGAUAAGGAAGAUUAUUGUCAAAAAUGCCAUUUAAAGUUGAUCUCAUUUUUGUUACUUUAUUGUUAGGUAGUAAUAAAUAAACCAAUGUGAUUGGUAAUUUCAAUUAAUAAUUAAGACUGCUAUUCUCACUUUACCAUAUAAUACAAGAAUUAUUAUAAAUACUGGAGUUUAAAAAUAUUUUUACAAGAAUUAUUGUUUAAUUCACCAGAUUUUUUUCCGUGAUAUGAUCGCUGAUAAUUGUUUUCAUAAAAAAGGUUAUUGUUGUUAUUCAAAUAUGAUUAUUUUCUUAAUAC
Parnassius mnemosyne (clouded apollo) is the source of this 3225-nucleotide messenger RNA. The record is from the annotation of a GenBank genome assembly. NCBI's taxonomy places the organism in Eukaryota, Metazoa, Arthropoda, Insecta, Lepidoptera, Papilionidae.